Molecule: messenger RNA, 1807 nt
Organism: Orbicella faveolata
Lineage: Eukaryota; Metazoa; Cnidaria; Anthozoa; Scleractinia; Merulinidae
Cellular component (GO): external side of plasma membrane
Molecular function (GO): signaling receptor activity
Source: RefSeq, a predicted model, not a curated record
ACAGCAACGUGGAUGCGAACUACCUGGAGUUUGACAAGAAGAGUGCUAUGGAGAUAAUCACAGCGACUCGAUGGAUUGUUUUAUUAUUGUUCUGGGCAUGUUGUGGUUUGGAUAUUUGGCGUGUUGUUGGUGGAGCCGAUGACACUCAAAGCACACGCGACGAUGUGCAGUUCUGUCCGUAUUUCAAGAAUCGUGGUCCGUCUAAGCAGGAAAAUCUAAGAAAUUGUAGCUGGUAUAAAGAGAGUUCAUGUUGUCACGACGAGGAAAUCGAGUUUGCGUUCCGACAAUUAACGCCACUUGCCGGAGCGAGCAGCGAUUGUGCUCAAUACAUGAACUACCUGUAUUGCUACAUUUGUGCUCCGAAUCAAAACUCAUUCUUCAAGGACUUUACUUUGACUGUUUGUGAGGAAUUCUGCGAUCGAAUCUACAGCGCGUGCAAGAACGCUGUUCUGAAGGGAAGACAAAUCAAACAUAUGUACCAAAGUGGCAAGGAAUUCUGCAAAGCGCGCCGCUUCGAAACUGAGAAAGAAGCUAACGGGAGAUGCUUCACGUUCGAUUCUCAGUCAGGAACGAAAAGCACGUCCCAACAAAUAACCGUAAAUAAGGUGUCGUUAACUGUGUUGGGAAUGUUUACGAUUUUCGCGAAGUACUAUGUUUUGUUUUGAUCACUGCGUCACGCUACAUAACAAUUGCCCGUGGUACAAGAACUAGAGAAGCAAGCUUUAUGUCCCCAACUGUUUGUAGAUUUUAUGCAACGUGCAUUUACUAUGAAAGUACAAUGUAAUAAUCCACGACGCAACAUUUUUCCAUCGAUCAGUUUUGAAAAAGGUUAAAGUUUAAUGGAAACACGGCUGGUUAUGUUCAGUUCUGUGAACAUCUCUUUUCUGAAAGAAACAAUUUUGAGAGGUGCAGAAAAUCGUCUAAGGUUUCAUCAAGCAAGUAGCUUUUAAGCCAUUUCAUUUAGGAAAAGACAAAUAAAAGGUUCGCUGUUAUGCUAAUAUAUCAACUUUAUUCAUAUUCAUUUCAAAAUCAUUCAUUAUUUCCGGAGACAUGCAUUAUGAUGUACAUUAUUGGCAAUGAAAUGUGCAUUUCGCUGCGGAAAAUGUGAUGAAACCAGGCCAGCCCCGUGCGCUCAAAAUCAUGAAGUACAAAUUAUGAAAAACCGUGAAUUUUAAAAUUACAAAAAGACAGGAAAUGAAGUACAAGAAAGUUUUAUUGGCUAAAUUAUAAGAUUUCAUUCUCAGGAUAAGUUAAGUACACAACGUGUUUUGAUAUUUGCAGCAAAGUCGGCUUUAAACUAUGAACCCUUUUGUACCAAAAAUUGAAAAUAUUUAUCAUUUUAUUCAGUAUUUCUAGCUAGUCAGAUGUCAUGCACGCAUUGGCUAAGUGUCUCGAACUUCAUAUAAUUAUUACGAACAGAUGUUUUUGCAUGUAAACAAGGUUAUUUUAAUUACGACAGAUGACAUUGUCGUUUAAAAAACUGCUGUCAUCAUCUGUAACAAUAAUUAUUUUAUUCGUCAGCCAUUUGAUCCUUUGUCUAGCUUUUCCCUUUCCAAAGGUGAUGAAACCUGAGUACAAAAUACAGAUGCUACCAUAAUCUGUAUCACAGAAUUUGUUUAACAAAUGUUAUUAUGUUUGCAAAAUAUGGAUGUGCAAAUGGAUGUGCAAAUGGUCAUUCCAUGGUUUAUUAGAACUUUAAGACUGAAAGAAACUAAAUAUUAUCCAAGGCAUCAGGGAUGCUAAUAAUAAGUGUCACAUUUCACAAGGAAUGUAUAUAGCAAUUCUAUUAAAGCACCUAAAGACAUCA